Metopolophium dirhodum (rose-grain aphid) is the source of this 336-nucleotide messenger RNA. RefSeq names its product zinc finger BED domain-containing protein 5-like. The record is from RefSeq and is a predicted model, not a curated record. NCBI's taxonomy places the organism in Eukaryota, Metazoa, Arthropoda, Insecta, Hemiptera, Aphididae. Gene Ontology annotation, molecular function: protein dimerization activity. The transcript has a single exon. The coding region runs from base 1 to 336 and encodes 111 amino acids.
AUGCUUACUGUGUCAGAGUAUGAGAAUUUAAUUGAUAUUAAAUGUUCAUCUUCUCUUAAACAAAAAUUUGGAGCUGAAAAUUUUGAUCUAAAUAAUUUUUGGAUUGGACUUCAAGAUGAAUAUCCUACAAUUGUUGAGAAAGCUUUUACAAUUCUGCUUCCGUUUGUGACGACUUACCGAUGCGAGACUGGUUUUUCAGCUUACGCUUACACAAAAAAAAAAUACAGAAAUAGACUUGAUGCAGCUCCAGAUCUUCGCAUUCAAUUAUCAAAUAUAAAGCCUAAUUUUAGUGAUAUUUUAAGAAAAUAUGUGAAAAAAUUUCAUUCUUCUCAUUAA